This is a messenger RNA of Schistosoma bovis, 11488 nucleotides long. NCBI's taxonomy places the organism in Eukaryota, Metazoa, Platyhelminthes, Trematoda, Strigeidida, Schistosomatidae. The record is from the annotation of a GenBank genome assembly.
GAAACCGUGCUAAUAAAAUCUGAAUACUUAAGUAAACGUUGUAGUUUAAUACACACUUUUUUUUUCAUACUGACACGGCGAUAUGAUUUGUUUAUUAGCCUCGUUUUCACUCAGCAAGCAGUACCAUCAUUGGAGGGCCAUUUGAUUAUGUCAUCUGCUCGUCGGAUUUGUGAGAAACCCAGACGUAGUGAGAGUCAUGAUUCUCAAAAUUCUAACCCUUAGAAUAGUGACAUGUCUUCUCCAUGUAUGGUAUAGCAUGUUUGAGCCAUACAGUUUUCUAAUCCCAAGUAAUCAAUAAAGGCGAACAGAAGAGAAAAUACGCGCCUUAAUGUUUUCUAUUUCGUCUUUCAGGGGGAAUUAAUGCGGAUUUUCCCCUUUGUAUCGCUCUGUGUAUUAAAUGUCGCUGAGUUAUCUACUUUUCGCCUAAAUAUUCAGCCAGUAAAAGUCGAGAUUUCAUCGACAUCGUUCUUGUGAGACUAUCAGAAAGUCUGUUGACCAGCAUUUAGUUCCCUUAAACUCUUGAAAACCUUAAAAAUCUGGGUAUACUGUAGUGACAUGUUAUAUACGAUCUUAUCGAAAAUUAUUAAGAUCUUAAACAUUAGUACGUUACUAACAGUGAAAGCUAUGUUUUGGCCGGUUAAUAAUUAUUUUUCUCAAGGAUUCAGUUAGAUUUAACGUUGAUCCUUAGAAUGUCUCGUCAGUACCAGCGAUCCACAUCUUUCAGUUGCUGCAAGGACCUUCACAAUAAGGCUAAGUCAGUUGUCUAGUGUUUUGCAAUUUUAGAACGCCACUUCCGUUUGGCUUGCAAGUUAUUGACUAACAAGUUGUUAUACAGACAGAUUCCAUUUCAAAAGUAAAAUAUUAUAGAAUCACCUGGCACUCGACCUUGGACAAAAGUGAUCGUUUAUAGGUUUAGGAACGCUUAGUUUGUUGCUUGACUCACAACUUUAGUGGGUAAUUGUUUUGCAACGGUUAUAUGCGUGAAAAAUUCCAUUAGUCAUUAGUUGGUGGUAAUCAACUUUCAUCCUGGCUCAAUUUUACAUUAGCCCUAAUUGCAUUACCACGACAGCACUAUGAGUGAAAAUAACAAAAUAGCUUGAACUUGAAAAAUGCAGUAGCAGUAAGGAUAAAAACGACUGUAUUUGGUUCAAAAAGGCAAUAUUUGUGUAUGAGAAAGUACCAGAAUUCAAGAUCUAGAGUGAAAUAAUGAUUGAAUGCAUCUGCGCUAUUAUGACUAAAUUUGAACCGUCUGAAGUCAUUGAGUGCAAUAACUGCACAGGCACCAAUCAGGUGGUUUGCACUUUCCAUAUGUCAGGGACUUCACGGACUGAUUUCAUGCCUUGAUUUGCCCGCCUCUAGCUUUUUCGCAACCUACUCCUACUCCAAAAAAUGUCACCCGUCGCAGUAAGCAUACCUAACACAUCUUGGGCCACUUCAGUCGUUGAAGAUUCACAGCGAAAUCCCUAGUUUUCUGUGGUAAACAUAUGCCUAAUCUCUAUAUUCCUCGCUUAUUUAUUUAUCUAUUUAUUUGAGCACAUAAAUAUUGGUAUAGAGGGCCCUAAAUACACAUGUGCCACACAAUUCAAUUGGUUUAUGUGAGGGAUGUGAUACUACACGGGUACCCAGAGCGAAGUAAGUGAUUUCCUUAGGGGGCCACACCCGGGGCCUUGGACCUAAAGGUCUGAUCCACAAGGCAGUGGAGCAACGUCAGAAGAUGCAGUCCCAUGUUAGCCGGUGUCCAAUAAUUGGUUCAUACACCAUUUGUUCCCUCAGGAUCCUGGAUCCCAUGUACACCAUUGGUUCGGAAUCAGGGUUCUCCAAAUCCCCUAGGUGGACCUUCCAUAUCGACCAACCCGGUUAAAGAGCCGGAGUUUCGCUUUUCGUCUCCUCAAUUUCGUGAACAACACCCCCGCCAUGAGGUAGUGAGUAGGACUUCCCUGGAAGAGGCUAUAUACGCGUGGCCAUGCGAGAGCAUUUCGAGAGGGAGAGCGGCCUUUCCGCACUCUCGGCCGUACCAGGGUGUUUGAGGGCAAUGAUCCUUCAGCACUUAGUCUUUCUCUGAUACCCGAACAAUGUUUCAGAUUCACUUAUGAUAAAAAUUCUACAGCCUACGCAUGUCUUAUACUUCUCUGUAGUAUGUUUUACAACUAUAGAGUAAUACAAAGCAAACUUCAUAGCAACAUGCUCACCCCUUGUUAGCGGAUAUACGUGUUGACUAAGGCUAAAAGAGCUUUCUGAAUCCUUACUAAUAUUUCAUUAGAAUAAACUUAACAGGGCUAAUGAUGCUGAAAUAAGUGCUCGUCGCACUCAACUGCCUUACUCCCCGUGAUCAGUUUAACCGAUGGUACAGACCAGUCCUAAAGCUACAUCUUACGUCUGAGAAAAAAACAAUUCAGACAUGUAUUGUAAUUCACAGUGAUCAGGAGACUGCACUGUCUGUGUUUUCAUUCAAUGGUAGCUUGCUGUCUGUGUAUUCUAAGCUGUUAACGUAACUUCCUGGUAGGGGAUUAAUCUCUGAAACGUCAGAUAGUGUUUUCCACAAUAUUGUUCAUGAUUUUGUGUGACAAAAUCAAAUAAAAAAGAGGGAUUAGUGGGCAACCAGAAUCCAUCUAGAAAUCGCAGCACUUUCUGUAAAAUUGGUUAGUGGGAAGAAUAUUAAAAUCAGCUGCGUUCGUAACUGCGAAUUUUCUUUUUCCAUUAUUUCACUACUUUCUAUACAUGCAAAUUACUGUAGCAGAAUAUAAAAUUACCCGAGGUGAGACAUCACUUCACAUGACCACAUCAAUGCCUGCAGUAACGUUCAGAAUUCCAUGUGUCAUGUAAUAUUAUCCGUACAUUACAUUUUCAUAUUAACAUGUUGAUAAAAUAACAAUUUAAAGUAUAAUUGUGUGGGCAAAUUUAUUUGUUCGAUUGAAAUAGGCUAUGGUAAAUAUAUGUCUAGGGUUAUACACCGAUUUGUGUCAUAUCAGAUGUUUUAGGAAUACGAGCUCAAUCCAACAAUUUUAAGGUUCUUACACCUUUACCACCUAUCUAUGUACACCUAAUUUUCUGGAAAUUUUCAGGUUCUAAAACCAGCUAUUGUAACAUUUUAUUACAAACUUUUUAAUGCACCUUUGAUUUAGAUUUUAUUGUUUCGAUGAAAAUGAUUUUUCAAUUUCAAGGUGUGUUUUUUUGUGGAUUGCUUAUCGAACUACGUGGGUUUUUCGCAAAACUGUUUCGCUUUAUGUACUAUUUUGUCAUCAGUCAUUUACUUAUGUAAUAUUUACGUUAGUGUAGCAAAGUGGGUGGUGUAUUCUCAUUACUCUUAAUCCUUACUUCUUAUCCAAAGUAUAGGCUAAAUGUCGAUUGUAUCCAGUUAAACUUGUUUGAUACUUCAAAUGUUUAUAGUUUUCACUAUUGAUGCAAUGUAGCACCCAAAAUUAUGUAUUCUCUAGUAUAGUAUCUUAAUUUAGCAUCACUGCUCUGUUACGGACUGACCUUGUUUUAAGAUCUUUUACCUGGAAAUAAUUGUUAGGUGUUUUGUAACUGGCUAAAAUAGUAACAAAUUAGUACUUGUCACAAUAAAUUAAUGUUUAUAUUUAUUGGAUCCUGUCCUAGUGCUUCAGUUUAGUCAUAAUACAACUCAACCAACCAACAGAACACGUUUCAGUUAUCGUGUUUUAGAAACAUACCGUUGUAUCAACUCUUUAUGGACUUCUUUCGCUAUCAUUUGCGUAAGGUAAUUUCCCUCUACCGAGUAAUAAACAUUUUUGGAAGGUAACCUUAAUUUCUUAAUACGUAUGACACAGUAGCUGAAGUAAAUUAUUUAUUUCAUGUGACUACUUGUAAACUGAGAGGAGAAGUAGUAUGCAUGACUACAAUGGUGAGAGAUCUUGUUUUACUUCUCUGAUUUGCCCUCUCAAUUCAUUUUCUUGUCGUACUAAUUGUGUCAUGAAGCGCUGUUAACUCUUGGUUUGUUUCUGCGAGUGGUAGGUGGCUAGUUUUGAAUUGAUAUCAAGGCAGGGUUUGUACUUUAAACCAUAUUAGAUAUAAGUAAUACGAUAAGAGCUUUAAAUGAUGUUUAUGCAUUCAACUAUUACUUUACUGAGUAAUCUACACUAUCUGUUUGCAUGUAUUAUAAACUGAAAUCUGUACUGUAGUUACUCAAUCAACGUUUUGCUUUCUAUUUCUUGGCCUUAGAUAAUUUUCAGCGGGUAAAUGUUCACAUUAUAAUGUUCAAUCGCAUGUUGAUUGGAAUCAUUUAUUUCUGUUCUGAUUUCGUUGUGCUCUGUAUACAGUUUGAUGUUGUUUUGCCAGUGUUACAUAUCUUUACAUUCUAUGUUUUAGGUCCAUCUGUUUUUAAAGUGGCGCAUACCUAGCUUUUUUGUUGCAUUUUACUAGUGUUUGUCGGCUUUUUGUAGACUUUUUCGCCUGAAUUUUAUGUGCAACACGUAUGCCUUAUCGAUCCAAUGAAAAACAUCUUGUUGCGGACAUAACACAUAUUUAAAUCAAACGUGUAGGGAUAUUUGUUUUGUAUUUAGAUUUAUUUUCAUAAUGGUAAUUACGUAUACAGAACGGUAGAAAAGAGGUUCAGCUCUGAGGGAUACAUAAUAACAUAGGACUAAUGAAACAUUGUGUAGACGAAAGUAGGGAUUGAUACUUCUUCUCAAGGUCUUUGGUUUACUGAAUUCUUGACUAUUAGUAAAGGGAAGUCUGUUCUUUAUUUCUAUUUUUAAUUGCGUCAAUUUGUUAGGGUGAACGAUCUAAAUAUUUACUUCCACCUACCUACUGAAAAUGUAUAAUCUCGUUGUCAAAGUAAAACCUGCUAUCUACCGCUCAGUAUGUGUAUAUGCAUGAUAUCUUGGUAAUUAUUUACACUUGUCUAACAUUACAAGUGAUGGUGUGUUAUUUUAUUCAAAUAAUAUCCUUGUGCACUUUCUUGUUUGCACUAUAAACUUGCCUUCUUAUUAGCUGUUCAGGUUAAUUUAAUGUUUUAUCAGUGUCCAUUUUGUUUUCGUCUAACUGCUUACAAAAAUAGUUUGCGGUCUUUUUUCCCAUCAAGAUCCUUUAUUUUUUUAUCAGUACUCUAUAGUUACAUACACUUCGAACUACUUUUUGUUGAGUGAAACUUGAUUUUAACAUAUUAUGUACCCAUGUUAUUAAUUUCUCUCUCUCAUCAUAUCAUACAUUUAAUAUACUCAUUAAUUUUUCCAUAAUAAUAUAUGAGUCAAGUCUUGUCUCUUAGAUGUAGAAAAAGUAUGGUUGUACAUGUUUGUUUAGAAUUCCUGUUGGCGUUUACAUUAAGCUUUAGUUUCUCUCAGACGUCUAGGUAAAUAGCAGAACAAAUGGUGAAGUGUUCGACUUUGUCUCACUUUUCACUGUAAGUUUUAUAACUGCCGUAGCAUGACAAAAAUGUAAAAUCCUUCGAUGAUUUCGUAUCUGUAGGUUUUUGUGUAUUUGAUACUAUAGUUCUUUAUUUAAUUCGUUAAAUGUUAUUUCACUUCUCAAAAGUUGUUUCGUAGUUUUCAACUUAGUAUCCUUCAAAAGUAUGUAACUCGAAGCGUGGACACUGAUUGAGAUGCUUCCUGAACAUGGAUUUAGUGACAUACUGUCCAUCUUUCCAUACCUAUAGAUAAAAAUUCAUGUUUUAAGGUAAUCAACUCUGGAAUUGAAACGUCUGGUUGUAAGACUUUUUAUUUCAUCAAGAGUUUGGAUUAAUUUAUCAUAUAUUCUGGAACUGAAGUUUUAUGAAAUAUCAUUCACAGAUAAGUGACCCGGAUCUUUUUGAUUCCAUCAUAAUUGAAAUUAACGUAAAAUCAAGUCAUUCAUUUGUCUUAGGGCGUUCUUUGCUUUUAUUGUCGUGAUUUUUGAAAAAAGUGUUAAGAAUAAGACAAGCUAAGAACGUUAUAUAUGAACUUGUCAUUAUUGUUAACUCAUUUGCCAGGUACUGAUUCGUGUACUUUACUUUGAGUUGCAUUCUGCGUAUGGAGGUUAGUGAUACUCCCUUGGUACCAAACCAAAGUAGGUAGUAUAGUUGAAACUUGAGACUCAUUGACUAAAAGUUGAACACUCUAACCAUUUGAUUAAUUUCAAGAAAUUAGCUAAUUUAUCAAUAAACAUUUUAAAAAUGGUAAGACUGUGAUCCAGUUAAGACGCUGUAAUGAAGGAUUUGACUAAAGUAAUAGUUUUUACUCGUCAAUUACAAUACUUAUUUAACCCAACAGGGUAAAAAUAGUUUUUACUGGUAGGAAGAAUUGUAUCUGGUCGUAUUCCUGAUCUAACAGUUCCCAAAGAGUUUUGGAAACGUCCUAAUAACUAGUGUAAUGAAAAUCAUUUGUUAUUCUUUGAUUCGUAUGUAUUACUACUGAUCGGACUGCCAAUGUUUUAAAGUGAACUUUUACUUCAUCGACUUAGUACUGGUUAUAGAAAAUUUGGGAUGUAAAGCAUCGUAUUUGAUUUUUCCAAGUUCAAUUCGUCCUGAUUUCCUGAUGAUCCCACUCAUAUACCUCAUAAUGUGUAUUAAGGGAUCUCAAAAUAGUUAUCACAUAUAUGAACUCAUCAAUGAAAUUGGGAUCUGAAUAAAACUUUGUAGUGUCAAUUAAAUUGCAUGUUGUACCAGAACAACAGUAAAAUCUGAAUUAUCCAUGUUGUAACUGAACGUGAGAAAACUUUUCUAUUCACAGUAUCCAUUUUUUGGUAGAUGGAUGAUUUGCCAAAAUUUAGUGGUUAUUAAGUUUUAUUUUCAUUCCUAUUAUGCUUUUGUGCAAAUAAUAUAUAGUUUUGGUCCAACCCCGAGUAUACAGCUUUUAUAAUUUUGAUUUAACAUUAGUCGCUUCCAAAAGCAAGAAUAAUAGUCAGAACUACGCAACUCUUAAAUUUACAGUAUAUAGUUUUGUAAACCACGUUGUUAUUGUUGUAGAAUAUUUUUGAAAAUGUAAAGUCGAGAAUGUAUUGGAUUCAUAAAUUACAGUAUCGUAAAAUCAGUAAAUUAUAAUUUCUCAAAACAAUCAAAAUUAAACGUAGUUGUUCGCUCUUCGGGUUUCUGGAUUAAUCGUCGAACUGUGAAAUCCUCCUUAAGCUUGAAAUUUUUUUAAUUCUGUCAAUUAGUUUAAGGUCCUAUUUAAAUUUAAGCAUCUUCCAUCACGUAACUCAAUUGGAUGAUUUAUCAGCGUAAUCAGUUCAACCGUAUUUUUAUUCAAACAUAACCGAAAGGCCUAAAAUCUACAUCAAAAUUUCACCAGUUUUCUCAACCUGGUAAAAGCGAAUGUAUAAUGAUAACCAAAGUAUUUACUACGAACCUAUUUUUCGCUUCAAGAAACAAGUACUUAAUUUCCGAAUACGUUUUUCUUUUUCAGAUAAAUAUUCUACACCAAGUUCGCAGUCAGAAGUAACGAGAUGUAAAAAGGAGAAUACACAUUGCCGAACUCCUGAAGGUGAGAAUAAUGGAAAACAUACAGAGUCCAGUAGUAGGGAAAGUGACUACGGUUCACAGUCAACACGUAGUUCUUUAUCGUUCGCUGUUAAACGUUCUGGUUUGUCAAAUAAACUCUCCCAUACUGCGCACUUUGAACGCAACAAUUCAAACGACCAAAGUGAGAUCGAGUCUUACCCAUGUGAUAGUAAAUCUGAAUCAUCACAUACAGAUUGUAAAUCUAACCAGAGGGAGUGCCGUACCAAAAACAAUGCAAUUGCUAAAUCUUCGUUGAGUACGAGACCCACUCUUUCAGCUCGUAUUCCUGAUGAUGAUUGUUGCGGUCAAAAAAGUGCUAAGUCACCGUACAAAAAAUGUAAGAAAAGUGAUACUAGUACUUACCAUACUCCUACAAAUUCUCGUGAGCGUGAAAAGUCAAAAAGCAGUUUUGAUGCUGCAGAUCAUAUUUCAAGUAAUGCAGGCGAUAGAAGUCCUUCCGGUAGAUACUCUAUAUCGGUAAAACAGAGCUCAGAUGUCUGUAUAUCUUAUUCCGAAAAACAUGCAUCAUACUCUGAUCAAAAACGAAAUCAAGUUGGUUCAAAUACACUUGUCGCUUAUAAUAGUACUGAUGACGAAUUGCCUCAUGGUAAUAAAGAACAUUCACAUGUGAAACGUAAAAUAAGGCGGAAGGUUGAUGAUCAGUCACACCGUAAAGAUCAUAGUUUGUCGGAAACUCGUCCUAGCAAUCUUAGUUCGUCGUCAAAUCAACUAACUCCUGGGAAGACAAAUAGCGUCAGAGUUAUCAAAGGUACUGCCAGAUCUACGUGGGAUUCAAGUGAUAGUGAUUUUGACUCUUCAGUUGUACGUACUGAAAAAUUUAGUGAAAAUGAGCAAACCACCUCUCCAGAUAACCACCAGAAAUCAAAUUCCUUAGAAUCCUCACAUAAAGCGUCUCGUCCCUUAAACAAGUCCACUCUGUCAAAAGAAGCAAAAAGUGAUUUAACUACGAAAAAAAAGGAUUGUAGGCACCAAGAUGGUUCUAGCAAAUGUGAUCCAGUCAAUUCGAAUGAAUCGCGUCCGAAAUUAUCUGGUAGAGAUUCACAUCACAGAAGAUGUAGAAAGAAUUCAGAUCGUCACCACUCCACAAGUUGUCGAAGGAAGUCUGUUUCAUCAGGAGGUUCUGAUGGCUCUCGAUGUUGCAACAAUCGAGGAACCUCUCGCACAAAGAGCACUAUUGAAGGUGUUACACAGAAAAAUCGUAAACGUUCACGCUCUCGUAGAUCAUCCUCUUAUCAUUCUUCUGCCAGUAGGUCGCGUUAUUCCUCUCGUUCAGAAUCUUCUCAUAAAUACGAUCGACACAAACGUAGUUAUAAUGAGUCAAAGUCCUACAGUUCUAGGUCGUCUGCUCGUACUUCUCGUUCAUUUCGCUCAAGUUACAGUUCAAGAUCAAGCUCUGUAAGAACUCGACGCCAUAGACAUGUUAGAUCUUUUUAUCGGAGAAGGCAUAGGCGUAGAAGCUACUCUCUUCGUUCACGAUCUCGCUCAAGGAGUUGGCAUUCAACAGAUUCCAGUUUUUCUUCACAGUCUUCUCUCUCGUCACGUUCUCGUUAUUUUUCACGUCGAAAUACCUCUAAAAAUCGUUCUCUUUCUCGUCGUUCUCGUACUCCUUUAUACCGACCCACUUCAUCUAUUACAAAAGUUUCAGAAGAUAAUUUACGAACUCCACCAGAACAUCGUCUCGCUCGUCUUGGCGUUGGACCAGUGAGUAAAGAUAAUAUAUCAGAUAGUAGGAUGAAUAGUCCUUAUACUGACCCGAAGUCCAUUUCCUACAUACCAAGCGUCGAUGAGACAGUUUCGGCAGCUGUCAAUAGAGUUGUGGGCGGAGAGAAAUCCAAGUAUCGAAAGUCAUCACAUGAAUCUACUACAACAAAUAAUAACAAUGAUAGUAACAAUUUAAAACCUAUCCACAAUUCUAAAUCAUCUGUUGAACGUAAUAGUGAUUCACAUUCACAACCACCGUCUUCAUCUGGUGUAGUACAGUCAAGUAAUAAAACGUCCAGUCCUUCGGUGCUCGUUGAUAUACCACUACCUCAAGAUGCACACCAUCAAACCAUUGAUAAUUCAGACAGCAGAAGUCAUACGAACAAAUCUGUCCCUUAUAUUGGACCACAGGUUCCUCCAGAACUAGCCAAACGCUUCGGCUUAUCAGUUAGUGACACUACAACAAAGCUGGAGGUCGGUGAUCCUCUAACCUCAGUUUCAAGUGGUAACUAUGUGGAGAUUAGUUCGAAUUCUAUCCAAUUACAAAAUACUCCUAAUUCAUCUUCUGUUACCGUUUUGGUCACGUCAUCUGCUAAAAGUAGUAAUGCUCCGGAGGUAGCCAAUUUCAACCCUCCAGAAUUUACAAUUCCACCUGAACAAGUUGAAUUAUAUAGACCGUUACAAGAGCAAGCUAAAGAACAUGCUUUACGUCGGAGUGGGAUUCUGAUGCCUGAUGAGUCAAGAUUAAAUCAAAUUCCCUGUGAAUAUAGUUUUCUACAACAGCAACAAGUACAGCGACAGUUAGCGCUUCUUCAACAACAACAGCAACAAAGUCAAGCCUCCAUUGUAUUUACUCCUGCUAAUGUUAUUUAUUCAUCUCCUUCGUUACUACCCUUAUAUGCUGCUGCUAAUACUCCAUUAAUCUCAACCAUACCAAGUGGUAGCAUAACAACUCCUGGUAAUAUUAAUGUCACUGAAACCGCAGUUCCACAACAAUUAUCAGCUGAAGCAAUACUUUUAAAGCAACAACAGUUGCAACAACAACAACAGUUAUCUGCUCUGUGUGGAGCUACUUAUCAACAUCAGGCUAAUGGAAAUGAAGCUUCACAAAUAUAUCUCGGAUCUGUCAAUAAUCCACAUAUUACAUCCAGUCUAACAAUAGAGCAACCUAAUACAUCCACAUCAUUCUCUGGUAACGUUAAACCGGAAGUCAAUCAGUUAUCUGCAUCCAUUCAGCAAGCACAAUUACAACAACUAAUUGCGGCAGCCGCAUUACAAUCAGCUGUUCAAGCUAAUAACAAUAAUAAUAUUCAUUCCUCAGCAAAUACAAUUCAGUCAGUCAAUCAACAACAGUUACUGAACCAAUUGAUUGCUCAACAAUCUCAGCUAUCUGGAUUCAAUAUUGCUCCAAAUCUAGUAACAGCUUCUCUGUUAGCUGCACAACACCAACAAAAGCAGUUAAUAGCUCAAUGGCAGAAACGUGCUCUUGCUUUGGCAACAGCAAGUCCUGCUGGUGAUCAGUUAAAGAGCGCUCAAGAAAGACGACUUCCUGUCAUCACUCCAUCCGCUGCUACUCCUGCUAAUUUGACUGUCGCUACUCCUACUAGUAUAGCUUCUAUCAUUAACGCUGCCAAUUCAUUACCAGCUGCAUUACAGUUAGGCCUCUUAAGAUCUGGUCUCAAUACUUCUAUUCUUUCCAGUGGUGCAGUAAAUCCAUCGACCCAAAAUCAAAUAGCUUCUAUGGCUGCAAUAAUUGCUGCAGCACAACAGCACCAGCAGCAGCAACAGUGUCAACAAGCUACAGCUCUUUCAAAUUCUCACCAAACUCUUGGUGCGAGUUCAACACAAUUUCCUGUCUCUUCUUCAAAUUCAGAGUUUUCCGGUACUUCUGUACAGUCAAAUUUAUUACCGCAGCAAUUGCAACAGCGUUUAUUAUCGUUGCAAGCGUCAAUUUUACAUCAGAGACAACAACAACAAUUAGCUUCAAUGAAUAAUGCAGCAUUAUUACAAGCUGUGAUUGCCUCAUCCCAACAACAACAACAACAGCAAAUUGUUCAAAGUCAAUUUCAGCAACAACAACAACAAGCAGCUCUUGCUGCUAUUUUAGCUGCACAAAGAAAACAACAACAAGCAACUCAAGAUCGUUUAAAUAAACAAAUGUGAUGAAUUACGAAUAUAAUCUUUGAUUUAUUGACUUGUAAAGAUAAUGAAAAUUGUAUAUACUAAUCAAUUAGUCAGUAUAUAACAAUGUGUUGGUUUUUUUCUUUCUGUAUGAUAUUUUAUAUAUAGUUUUAAUUUGUAUGAUUACAGUUUGAUAUUAAUUACUUUCUGCCCCGU